Amyelois transitella is the source of this 4587-nucleotide messenger RNA. Its product is annotated as forkhead box protein J2. Lineage: Eukaryota; Metazoa; Arthropoda; Insecta; Lepidoptera; Pyralidae. The coding region runs from base 346 to 1197 and encodes 283 amino acids. The record is from RefSeq and is a predicted model, not a curated record. Gene Ontology annotation, molecular function: DNA-binding transcription factor activity, RNA polymerase II-specific; RNA polymerase II cis-regulatory region sequence-specific DNA binding. The transcript is spliced from 6 exons. Gene Ontology annotation, biological process: regulation of transcription by RNA polymerase II. Gene Ontology annotation, cellular component: nucleus.
UGUUGUAGGUGCAUCAAAUGUCAUAAUAAUUUAAUUUUUUGAAAUUGUAUAUUUUCUUUUACUUUUUUAUGUUAUAUCGUAUAUUUCAUUUACGUUAUCGCGCAUACGUAAGUGGGAGCAAGUAUUAGCUGUAGUAGAUUCCGUAUAUGAAUGCAAUCACAAUUGUUCGUGUGAAGUCGUCAUUUCAAGGAUCCUUCAUGUUCUUCAAAGAGGAUCGUCUCUAAAAGGCAGGAAAACGAUACACGCCCACGUCUCAGUGUGUUAUAAGAUAUUGUGUAUGAAGUUGUUGUUUUACGUGUGAUGAGGCCCUAGAGCACAGUGGGGUGCGCGAGUGUUGAUGGGACAAUGAGCGAGUCUCCAGGCGUGGAGUGGCUGCCGGCCUAUAGCCCGGGCCCGCCACGCCAUAGCCCACUCGGCCCUAUCCCGCGGUUCCUAUACGAAGAUGUCCAGCCCCUGGGGCUACAGCAGGAGAACAACAACAAGGAUUCAGACCAGAAAGAGAACGCGAAUAAAAUUCAACAUGCAAAGCCAGCUUAUAGCUACGCAAGCAUGAUCAGGCUGGCUAUCAACAGUGCCCCGAAUGGCAAGAUGACGCUCAACGAGAUAUACAACUACAUUUGUAACGCAUUCCCUUAUUACAAAGAAGCGGGAAAGGGAUGGAUGAACUCCAUAAGGCACAAUCUGUCCUUGAACAAGUGCUUCAUGAAGGUGGCCCGCAGUAAAGACGACCCGGGCAAGGGCUCCUACUGGGCGAUGGACACGAGUUACAAAAUGGCGGAGGUGACGCCGCGGCGGCGGCGGAGUCUUAGGAUGGCGCCGUACAGCCCGGAGUGCAGCAGCAACAGCAGCGGCGAGGCGGGCGCGGCGCCCACGCCCCCCGCCACGCCCACCACGCCCACGUCCCCCACGUCCCCCCCGCUGCCGCUGGCCGCGCCCCCCGCCGCCGCCGCGCUCGACACAGAUACAAAACACACAGAUGACGCUCUCACGGCGCUCAUGAACGAGGAGCUGAUGACUGAUGUAGACAUCAGCAGAGAGCGGGCGUGGUGCGAGGGCGCGCGGCGCCACGUGUGCCACUCGGCGCUGACGGACGACUACGGCAACUUCGCGGCCAGCCGCCUGCCCGACUGCGACUGCCCCGCCGCCGACGCGCCGCCCGCCGCCGUCUACCCCGCCUACUGGCCGGACGUGUUAUAACACGCGCCGGGGGGGCUCGCCGGGGUCUGAGACACGUAAUACCGUCUCGUGUAAGUAAAAAUAUGAUGGUUGAUGUGAAGAGAGGUACUGAUAUUGAGGAAAUGACUUGAUGGUCACUGAUGACUGUUGCAGAAUUUAAUUGUAUUGACCACAUUUAUAUUUAAUACAGUGGUUUAGAAUCCGGUCAGUUCUAAACGAUAUUGUCAAUGGCAAAACUUACUUUUAAAGCUAAAUUAUUUGGCAUAAUUUUUAUUAAUUUUUGUGUUUAUUCGCUAUUCCUUCCACUUUCAUAUUAAAAAGCAGGUUGACAUAAACACACAUAAAAUUAAAUUUUGAAGUUAUCAUAUAUUAUUUAGAAAUAAAAAUCUUCUUUUUCACUAGUUGAUUUACAUUCAAUUAUACCACUGUAUUAGAUAAAUUUGUGCACUUAUGUAGUUUCCAUUAAUUGGAAACUUAAUCAAUUGUCAAUGAUAAUUUUUUGUGUAUGAUCGAAGUGAAUAAAAAUUACAUGCGCAAGCCUUACAUUUUUAUAUCGCUGUGUUUACAUCAUUUGUGUAUAUUUUUAUUCACUUUCAUUAUUGAAAAAGAGUUGUAUGUAAAAUGCAGUGUUCUACAAUAAUAUCCUAAUUAAAUGUACUCGUUCCUGCCAGUACAUAUUAAACUAUGUGAAAAGAACAGAUUUUACAGUACUAAAUGUAUGAGAAAAAAGUUAUAAACGUGUGCGCAGAGUACUUAGUAACAUAACAUACUCAAACUAUUUUAAACAGUGGCCUACUUUUUUUGUCAUUUGAAGUUGAUACUUUUGAACAUUGCAAAUUUCGUCUUAAGAUUUAUAGACGAAAUUGUCCCGAGCGAACUGUGUUCGACUCGCGUAGACGUUGAUUGAGGGAAGAGUGUAAAGAAUUGUAAAAGUCACGUUGAUCGAUCUUGAGUUUUAUUGCGUGAGUCAUAAAGUUCAUUAUUUAAAUAUUCCUUACACUUCACUCAAUCUACGCUAACUUAAAAUGACUGAACGAACGGAGAUUGGUAAUUACUACUUGUUAUUUACUAUAUUGGUAUUCAAAUAUUGUAAUGUUACAGAUUACAAAAAUAAUUGUAACAUAACACGUAAACGACAAAAGUGACAAUGUGGCUCACAUUUUCCGAGCACCACUCGUUCGGAGUUGUAUGAUUAUAGCGACGUUACGAAUUAUAGAGUUAUAUAGUUUACAGAAAUAACACACAAUAGUUUUGUAUCGACACGUUGUUUUUAUACGAAGAGACAUUAUCAGAUCACAUAUCUGCCAAGUAUAUAGCUUAGCGUAGUUACCUAGGGGCAUAGUGUUGGACGCGGGCAUCGGAGGGGUUCACGUUGAUAUACGUAAAUUGUGCUACUUCUACCCGGUAGAUAAUUUAUAGGUAUUUUUCCUACGUCUAGUGGGUACAUUGUCCAUUGAGACUAAUAAGACCUAUUCAAUAAUGAAAUAAUUCUCGGAAUUAUGAAUGACUUUCGGUGUUGUGGGAAUUUAUAUAUAUAAAUAAACAAUAUUAAUAUUCUGAAACGGGGCGUAGCACAGUUUAUCAAAAGGGAAAAUAUAUUAUGUAGAAAUUGUAUAACAGUAUUUGGAGCCAGGAUGGUGACGACAGAUCUCAGAAUGACCAGUAUAUUAUAUAGAAUUAUUAUAGUGUGCUAAUUUUAUCAUUUUACUGUGCAUAUGGUUAGCGAUCGUUUAAGUUAAUAGAUUUAUGAUUUAUAUAUUAUUAUAAAUAUUAAUAAUUAUAUAAAAAUAUUGAUAUAAAAUCGCACCUAUAUACGUAAUUAUUGCUUUUUAGAUUAGAUAUGAAGAUUCGGCCUAUUUGAGAUAUAUUAUUAGGUUCAGCUUGCCUAAACUUUAUUUUGAGGUGCAAAAAAUAUACUUAUUUUGUGUUACAUUUGUGCCAUAGAUGGGGGGAGUGAACGCGAGAAGUAACAAUUUAAGAGUAAAAUUGUCCCAUAUCUUAAUGAAAAUGUGUUCAGAGUUUUUUAGAAGUUGUACCUACAUACAUGUAAUAAAGUAUAGUAUUGUGUGUAUAUAAUAAGGCAUUAUUUUAUAGAGCUGAUGUCUCGGGAUAUAUAAGCGCAUAAUAUUUUAACCGCCUGCGGCAGGUAUAGAUUUAGUUGUGUGGAUCAUGCCUAUGCUUACGAAAUUACAUUCACACCUAGGUGAGAAUAUAUUGAAAUUGUUGCUUUAAAUUCAGCUUGGAUUUAUCAAUGAUGAUAUUUUAUUAAUUGAUAAUUGUACUAAACAUUAUCCAGAAAAUUUACACUUUAUACAAAAAAGAUAAAGUGUGCAUGUAAUUUUGUAACAUACAUGCAGACCUAAUUAAUUGUAUAUGUUGAUUAAUUUAGUUACGUAUGUCGUAAACCUGUCAUGUAUUGAUUUUAUUAUUACUAGGAUCACGCUACAACAUCUUUAUAGUGACUAACUAACGAAUCCAUUUAUCAAAAAAAUAUAUUUACAGGGAUUUUUUUUUAUUUCAUAAUGUAUACGUAAUGGUAAAUAAAAACACCAAUUCGCAACUGUUUGUAGCGUGACUUCGGAUUGUAAAUAAAUCUUCACAUAAUGUAACUAAUGCCAAUAUUGUUUGAAAUUAGUUCUCUAAAAAUGUUUAUUGGUUCGAAAAAAUUACAUUCCUUUUAUUAGUUGAAAUUAUUUUAGAAAUAUUUCUUUCUUAAAAAAAUUAAAUAAAAUUCGUAGAUAAAUUUGAAUUUUUUUUGGUAGAAAGAUGAUUGACUAUUUAUCAUUUCUGUAAAGUUACAUAAAUAAAUGCGAUAUGUCAUAACAUGGAUGAUAACACCAAUGUUGCUUAUAUAUAAAGUGAUGAUUUCUAUAUGUUCUACUAUUUCAAUCAAAGCAAACAACUUUUUUUAAGCACAGAUACUGCAGAAGUGAAAUAGACAAUCAUCGUAAUGGUUUAUAAGUUUGCGACGUGGUGCAUAAUUAGUUGCCAUCUUUUUGUUUGAUAGUAUUUAUUAUUUUCUGUGAUAAAUGAUUUAUUUUCGACAAAAACGUAAAACUGUGAAGUAUAUUAUUAUCUAUACAUAAAUAUAUUCGUAACACAGUCGUGUUCAUGCAAGUUUUUGGAAAUUCUUUUAACUCAUAUUUUAUACAAUUAAUUACAUACUAACUUAAGUUUGUAAUAUAUUUAUUUUUUAUUGCGUUAUUACGCAUUGGAAUUUGCUAAGACAUAUUGAAGUACGUAACUGAGAGAUGCGUUAUUUCGGUUACAAAAUCCGCCUAUAAUGAUAUUAACGUGGCGAACGAAGCAAAAUUAACUGUUUUAUUAAUUGUAAUCACGUUAGCCGUUUAAUUUAAGAGUAGGAUGUUCUACCUCUAAACAAAUCAUAGUUGAUGUACAAUAUAAACUUUU